AUGAACGAGGACGCGGGGGCGUGGGAGGAGGGCGGGGGCGACUCGGCGGCCGCGGCGGUGCCCCCCGACGUCGCCGCCUCCAUGCGCCAGUUCAUCCAGGCCCUCACCACACCCGAGUCGGAGCUGGAGCAGCAGAUUGUGGAGGAGGUGGGCCGGUGGGCGACGCGGCACGAGCCGCCCCCCGCCACCCCCCUCCCCGCCCACGCCGACAGCCGCUGCCUGGCGGGCAGCAGCAUGAACAACUCGCGCGGCAGCAGCCUCGCCUGGAGCGCCGGCGCCGGCGCCGGCGCCGGCCCCAGCAGCGGCCGCGGCAGCAGCGACGACGACGGCCCCGCUGCCAGCAGCAGCAGCAGCAGCGCGCGCGGCAGCGAGGAGGGCACCAGCGCGGCCUGGCGCCUGUGCGCCUGGCUGCGCCGCGCGGGCUGGCCCGCCCAGCACUGCGCCUCCAUCCGCACCGGCAGCAACGGCGGCGGCUCCGGCGGCGGCUGGCACUUCUGCUCCGGCCACGAGUUCCUGCUGCUGCACCCGCACAAGUGCGGCGGCGCGCGGCGCGGCGCGGCCAGCCGCCCAGCCCCCGCCGCCAGCAGCUGCAGCAGCGACGACGGCGGCAGCGGCGGCGACAGCUGCGUGCCCGGCGCGGGCGGGCGCGGCUGCGGCGCCGCCAUUGUGGUGGACCCCGAGUUCAGCACCCAGUUUGCGCUGGCCUCGCCCUCGCCCCGCUACCAGGCCCUGCUGCUGCUGCUGCCCCGCGUGUUUCAGCUGGUGGAGUGGGUGUGCCGCGAGAUGCAGUUCAGCUUCACGCAGGGCGGCAGCGGGGUGCCACCCUGGCGCUCGCUGGCGCACGUGCUGGACAAGUGGCGGCUGCGCGAGGAGGAGCGUGGGGAGGGCACCGCCGCGGACCAGCUGCUGCAGCCGCCCCCGCCGCUGCCGCACCUGGCGCGGCCGGCGUGGGAGGGGGAGGAGCGCCGUGCGGCGGCGCAGGCCGAGCAGCAGCAGGCCCAGAAGCAGGCGCACUGGUGCGGCAGCGCCUUCUCGGCGGAGCAGCAGCAGGCGAUGCGCCAGCUGCUGGUGCAGCAGGCCAUGCAGGUGGGGCAAGCGCCGCCGCGCCGCGCGGCGAGGGCCAGCAGCAGCGCCAGCAGCAUGGAUGUGGCGGCGCCGCACGUGGGCGGCGGCCUGUCGCCACAGCGCUCGGCCCUGACCCUGGAGCUGGCGGGGGCGCAGGUGCAGCAGGAGCAGGAGGCGCCGGCGUGGGCGCACUGA
Molecule: messenger RNA, 1260 nt
Organism: Chlorella variabilis
Lineage: Eukaryota; Viridiplantae; Chlorophyta; Trebouxiophyceae; Chlorellales; Chlorellaceae
Exons: 4
Coding region: 1-1260 (419 amino acids)
Source: RefSeq, a predicted model, not a curated record